CUCAUGCCCACCGCGUGGCGACAGCCGCAUAACCGCAUCCUGGCCACCGAGACCCCACGUAACUGCCCCCGAGCUCGCCGGCUCGCCGCCACCGCAUGGCCGCUCGCGCGCCGCUCGCCAUGCCUCACGCCGCCGCCGCCGCCGACCCGCGGCCGGCUGGGGCACCCGUGGCCCCGCGCCCAACCGCGCCGUGCCUCCGCGCGAGGGGCACGAGCGGCGUCCCCCUCCUCCACCAGCGGCCAGUGCAGCGAGCUCACCGCCUCCUCCUCCCUGCCGCCAGGCCGGGAGCCAUCGGGAGCGCCGCGGAGGCCGCGCCGGCGGAGGGGCUGGCCCAGAAGCUGCAGGGGGUGGAGGUGUUCGACCUGAGCGGCAAGGCGGUGACCAUCGUUGAUCUGUGGAAGGACAGGAAAGCCGUGAUCGCGUUUGCCCGCCAUUUUGGGUGUGUGCUGUGCCGGAAGAAGGCCGAUCUUCUCGCAGAGAAACAGGAUGUCAUGCAAACUGCUGGAGUUGCUCUUAUUUUAAUUGGACCAGGUAGUGUUGAACAGGCAAACGCAUUUUGUGAGCAAACAAAAUUCAAAGGAGAAGUAUAUGCAGACCCAACCCACUCAUCAUAUGAUGCUCUUGAAUUUGCAUUUGGGCUGUUCUCAACCUUCACACCAGCGGCUGGCCUCAAGAUAAUACAGUUGUACAGAGAAGGAUACAGGCAGGAUUGGGAAUUGUCAUUCGAAAAGAACACCAGGACAAAAGGUGGAUGGUAUCAAGGGGGACUACUUGUUGCAGGUCCUGGUAUCGACAACAUCCUGUACAUCCACAAGCCGCGCGCCGCCGCGUCCUACGCCGAGUCCCUCCGCUCGAAGCUCCGCCCCGACGCCUCCAUCCUCGCCACCCUCCGCUCCCUCGCCUCCGCCUCCGCCUCCUCUUCCAAAUCAAAGGCCGCCGGGAAGUCCCUCGCGGACCACGACCCCUCGGCGGAACCCACCUCCUCGUACAUCGUGGUGGCCGACCAGGACUCCUCCUCCGUCACCUCCCGCAUCAACCGCCUCGUCCUCGCCGCCGCGCGCAGCAUCCUCUCCGGCCGGGGCUUCUCCUUCGCGGUGCCCUCCCGCGCCGCCUCCAACCAGGUCUACCUCCCAGACCUCGACCGCAUCGUGCUCGUCCGCCGCGAGUCCGCGCGCCCCUUCGCCAACGUCGCCACCGCGCGCAAGGCCACCGUCACGGCGCGCGUCCUCUCCCUCGUCCACGCCGUCCUCCGCAGGGGCAUCCACGUCACCAAGCGUGACCUCUUCUACACCGACGUCAAGCUCUUCGGCGACCAGUCCCAGUCCGACGCCGUCCUCGACGACGUCUCCUGCAUGCUCGGAUGCACCCGGUCCUCCCUCCAUGUUGUCGCCUCCGAGAAGGGUGUCGUCGUCGGCCGCCUCGUCUUCGCCGACGACGGGGACCGGAUCGACUGCACGCGCAUGGGCGUCGGCGGGAAGGCCAUCCCGCCCAACAUCGACAGGGUCUCGGGCAUCGAGAGCGACGCGCUCUUCAUCCUGCUGGUGGAGAAGGACGCCGCAUUCAUGCGCCUUGCCGAGGACAGGUUCUACAACCGCUUCCCGUGCAUCAUUCUGACGGCGAAGGGGCAGCCGGAUGUUGCCACCCGGCUGUUUCUGCGGCGGCUCAAGGUGGAGCUCAAGCUGCCGGUGCUCGCUCUGGUGGACUCCGAUCCAUACGGGCUCAAGAUCUUGUCGGUGUACAUGUGUGGUUCGAAAAACAUGUCAUAUGACAGUGCUAAUCUGACGACGCCGGACAUCAAGUGGCUCGGAGUCCGGCCGAGCGACUUGGACAAGUACAGGGUGCCGGAGCAGUGUCGUCUCCCCAUGACAGAUCACGAUAUCAAGGUGGGGAAGGAGCUGCUUGAGGAGGACUUUGUGAAGCAGAAUGAGGGCUGGGUGAAGGAGCUGGAGACGAUGCUGCGCACCAGGCAAAAGGCUGAGAUACAGGCCCUCAGCUCCUUCGGGUUCCAGUACCUCACCGAGGUCUAUCUGCCUCUCAAGCUGCAGCAGCAGGACUGGAUUUGAGUACUCUCUGAUGCUAGGUGCCAGAAAUUCCUUUAGCGAAGUCAAUGUUUUCCGCUCAGAAUUUGCAAGGACCUGAUUGACAUCUGUGAAGACCUUGCUAACUUUUUAUUACCAGCACCCUUGUAUCACUUGUGUAUUUGAACAUCAGCUAUAGUGUGAUUUAUUUCCAGGAAAAUUGCUGCCAGACAUGUACUGGAAGUUCAUUGUCGCAGCAGUGGAAUUCAUACCUCGCAUC
Molecule: messenger RNA, 2298 nt
Organism: Panicum virgatum (switchgrass)
Lineage: Eukaryota; Viridiplantae; Streptophyta; Magnoliopsida; Poales; Poaceae
Product: DNA topoisomerase 6 subunit A3-like
Exons: 10
Coding region: 96-2063 (655 amino acids)
Biological process (GO): meiotic DNA double-strand break processing; reciprocal meiotic recombination; DNA topological change
Cellular component (GO): nuclear chromosome
Molecular function (GO): DNA topoisomerase type II (double strand cut, ATP-hydrolyzing) activity; DNA binding; ATP binding
Source: RefSeq, a predicted model, not a curated record